Messenger RNA from Macrobrachium nipponense, 2075 nucleotides. RefSeq names its product tubulin alpha-8 chain-like. Lineage: Eukaryota; Metazoa; Arthropoda; Malacostraca; Decapoda; Palaemonidae. Gene Ontology annotation, cellular component: cytoplasm; microtubule. The coding region runs from base 181 to 1260 and encodes 359 amino acids. Gene Ontology annotation, molecular function: GTP binding; structural constituent of cytoskeleton. The transcript is spliced from 9 exons. The record is from RefSeq and is a predicted model, not a curated record. Gene Ontology annotation, biological process: mitotic cell cycle; microtubule cytoskeleton organization.
GACGGGCAGUUGGCACCGGACGAAGGACCGGAGGACUCGGCAGACGAUUCAUUCGGUACUUUCUUCUCAGAAACGGUGGCUGGUAAACACGUUCCAAGAGCCAUCUUCGUGGACUUGGAACCUACAGUUGUUGACGAAGUUCGCACUGGCACGUACAAGGCCCUGUUCAACCCGGACGGCAUGAUUUCGGGAAAGGAGGACGCCGCCAACAACUACGCCAGGGGGCAUUACACCAUCGGACGGGAGCAGGUGCAGGUGACCAUGGAUCGGAUCCGGAAGCAGGCGGAUCAGUGUUCGGGACUGCAGGGCUUCCUCAUCUUCCACUCCUUCGGAGGAGGGACCGGCUCUGGAUUCACGUCGCUCCUGAUGGAGCACCUGGCCAUCCAGUACGGAAAGAAGAGCAAGCUGGAGUUCGCCGUCUACCGAGCGCCCCAGGUGGCGACCUCCGUCGUGGAACCCUACAACGCCGUUCUGACCACUCACACGACCCUGGAGCUCUCUGACUGCGCCUUCAUGGUUGACAACGAAGCCAUCUACGACAUCUGUCACAGGAAUCUGGCGAUCGAGCGACCCACGUACACGAAUCUCAAUCGUUUAAUCGGUCAAGUGGUGUCUUCGAUCACAACUUCUCUGAGGUUCGACGGGGCGCUGAACGUCGACCUGAACGAGUUCCAGACGAAUCUGGUGCCCUACCCGAGGAUCCACUUCCCGCUGGUGACCUAUGCCCCUGUGAUCUCGGCCGAGAAGGCGGAGCACGAGCGACUCAAGGUGCCCGAGAUCACUUCCACUUGCUUCGAGGCCCACAACCAGAUGGUCAAGUGUGACCCCAGGAGAGGUAAAUACAUGGCGUGUUGUCUCCUGUACCGCGGCGACGUUGUGCCGAAAGAUGUCAACUCUGCAGUGGCUAUGAUCAAAGCCAAAAGGACCGUCCAGUUCGUGGAGUGGUGUCCUACAGGAUUCAAGGUUGGCAUCAACUACCAACCUCCUACUGUUGUCCCCGGAGGAGACCUGGCAAAGGUGGAACGUGCCCUGUGCAUGCUGUCAAACACCACAGCCAUCGGUGAAGCUUGGGCCAGGUUAGAUCACAAAUUUGAUCUGAUGUUCGCCAAGAGAGCUUUCGUCCAUUGGUUCGUGGGAGAAGGAAUGGAAGAAGGGGAAUUCACGGAGGCGAGGGAGAACAUCGCGGCCCUGGAGAAGGAUUACGAGGAGGUGGCUAACGAUUUCGACGACGCCGAAUUGGAUGACGACGAUGAAUACUAAGCUUUAGGAAUUUACGAAACACCGGGCGUUAGUUUUGAAUGCGUAGUGUCUACAGUAUUCCCCCUCUAACAAUAAAAAGUCUCCGUUAUUCGAACACUUAACUGCAUUGGAAUGAUAGGGUCAAAAUCUAUUGGAGGUUCCUCGAAAAGCCUCUCAGAUCGAGCUAGGCUAACUAAGUCUUUGCGUGGGUCGUGUUUUGACCCAGGACCCACUAAGACUUAGAGAGGGUCGUGUUUUGACCCAGGACCCACUAAGACUUAGAGAGGGUCGUGUUUGACUCAGGCCCCACUAAGACUUAGAGAGGGCCGUGUUUUGACCCAAGACCCACUAAGACUUAGAGAGGGUCGUGUUUUGACCCAGGACCCACUAAGACUUAGAGAGGGUCGUGUUUUGACCCAGGCCCCACUAAGACUUAGAGAGGGUCGUGUUUUGACCCAGGACCCACUAAGACUUAGAGAGGAUCGUGUUUUGACCCAGGAUCAAGUCCAUGUCAUACCCAGGCCAACUAAGUCUUUGAGUGGGUCGUGUUUUGACCCAGGACCCACUAAGACUUUGAGAGGGUCGUGUUUUGACCCAGGACCCACUAAAUCUUUGAGAGGGUCGUGACUUUACCCAGAAACCACUAAAUCUUAUAGGGUAGUUGCUUGGCCGUGAGUUACCGAGGAUAGAUUACGGUCUACCAGAAGAGAAGCCAGUCCUUAAUUUAUUGGUUAUGUGCAGACUGCAGGAUCAAGUUCUUCAGACAAUAAAACGAAUCGACACUUUAGCAUACAAUUCAGUGAUCGCAGAGUAGAAAUAUGUGAAUAAAAAUAGAU